Messenger RNA from Leptopilina heterotoma, 613 nucleotides. RefSeq lists its product as uncharacterized. The record is from RefSeq and is a predicted model, not a curated record. The transcript has 3 exons. Bases 53 to 502 code for a protein of 149 amino acids. NCBI's taxonomy places the organism in Eukaryota, Metazoa, Arthropoda, Insecta, Hymenoptera, Figitidae.
GAAAAGUGAGCAUUAAAUUUUGAAUCAAAAUUAUAUUUUUGUUUCUUUGAAAAUGAAACUCUCAGGGUGUCUAAUUUUUAUUCUACUUUCAACAUUGAUAGUAAAUAUUUUAUCGAAGGAACAUUGUUGCAGCGACAAAGUUUUAUUUUACUCGAAAAAUCACGGUGUCUAUUGUGAUGUCGAGGAUUCAACUAAAAAAUGCGAAUCAUCUGAAAAAAUGAUAUUUUCCAUAACACACGAUUACUGCAAAUGUAUACCAACAUCGAACAAUGAUGAAAUUUAUAAACCCUCUUCUCAUCACUUGCAUUGUCUCUUGAAGAAAAAAUCUAAACAUUCUUCACAUUCUUCUUCAUCAGCAUCUUCAAGUUCUUCCUCUGAAAGCGAUUCAUCAUUUUACAAUCAAGACGAUUACACAGAGUUGACUUCUUCUCAAAACAAAUUUUACGGACAAUCGGAUCUGAAUAAAUAUUAUCUUUAUUAUUCGAGAAUGUUUAAAAAAUAAGUGAAAAUGGAAUAUUUUUAAUAUAUUCUUUUAUCAUUGAAUAGAUUUCGAAAUUAUAAUUACGAUUAUUAAUAAUAGUUUUAAUAUGUUUAUAACUAAAUAAAUAAUAAC